CAGCGUGAAUCCGGGUGACAUACCGGUAGCUUAGGGUACUCUAACAUACAAGACUCCUCAUGGAACAGUAACCCAUGCACCGGUAUCCCAUAGUAAAUUAGCUAUCCACCCCAACACAUACACGCACACAUGGACAAAGGCCCCAUACAACCCCAGUACCGUACCGUACAUCACCACCAAUCGAAUGUCCGGCCUCCCCAAUUCCCCGGUUUGCCUCGCGGUGGCUGCUAAAUUGGGCUCCUCGCAGCUGUGCUCGUACAGUACGUGUACUAGUACGGUACUCGGACGGUACUACAGUAUAGGACGCGAUCAUGAUUUACGGUACCGUAGCGUGUUGCGUCUCCGCUGCUCUGGAGUCUCACGGUACUUGCCGUGCGGUAGAUCCUGCUUGCCUGUGCGAGCGAUAUACCCGGUACGUGGAGGGCUGGUUGGUACUGUACGCAGGGUACCGGUACGGUACUGUGCUCGAGUACUCGGUCCCAUCUCACUCACUCGUGGCCAGGGCGGGGGACUAGACCAAGUUAGGUCAAAUUGGUCCGGUGCAGCGAGCUUUCAGACAUCCUCGCUUCCGGGGGAGGGGGAGGGGGGCUCAAGAAUGACUUUUAUUGAUUUUUAUUCCGUUUUUAAUAGCUCAUCGACUUCACGUGUAUUGGCUUGAUACAAGUUGGUGGGCGUGCGCUACGGUGUGGUAUGGUAGGUCUGGCUUGCACGGUGCCAUUCCAUCUGCCGGGGUGACGGGAGUGUGCAAAGAUGAGAUACCGGAGGUAUGGGCGCAUGUAUGGGAGCAUGUAUGGGAGGAUGGAAGGGAUGAACGGUCUCACAGUG
Tuber aestivum (summer truffle) is the source of this 825-nucleotide messenger RNA. Lineage: Eukaryota; Fungi; Ascomycota; Pezizomycetes; Pezizales; Tuberaceae. The record is from the annotation of a GenBank genome assembly.